Messenger RNA from Echinococcus granulosus, 2880 nucleotides. RefSeq lists its product as hypothetical. NCBI's taxonomy places the organism in Eukaryota, Metazoa, Platyhelminthes, Cestoda, Cyclophyllidea, Taeniidae. The record is from RefSeq and is a predicted model, not a curated record. Gene Ontology annotation, biological process: sodium ion transmembrane transport. The transcript is spliced from 11 exons. Bases 1 to 2880 code for a protein of 959 amino acids. Gene Ontology annotation, molecular function: ligand-gated sodium channel activity. Gene Ontology annotation, cellular component: membrane.
AUGCCGCGAGUGGCAGAGCGCCGCGUGGCGCACACAAGUGUUGCCAAUUCCCACAGUGAAGAUGAGACGAAUUCCAUGUCUCUGCUCUCAACCAUCGAUUCCACCAUCACUGACACGACCACCACGACCUGCGUCUACCGUAAGUUAGGGCGGCGGCGCCAAAUUACCAGCUCUGAUGUGACAACCACAGUAAUAUCAGGGGGCAGUGUAGACGACAGCAACCAGAAUCAGGGGCCUAGCAGAGCAACUUCAACUUGCAGUUUGAGUCCUGUCCCUAAAAGGGGGUCCGAGAAGAGGCCUUGUGACAGAAAAUCUGGUAAAUUUUAUUUUAGUGACGGAGAUGUGGGUUCCAGUGUAUCGAGCACUUCAAAGGCGACUUCCGAUGAGAGUAGAAGAAAAAGAUUCUUUAAAAAACGUGGAAAAAAGGCGAGUAAUUGCGACGAUAGUGACUCGGAGGGCAGUAUACUCAAAAAAUUUUGCUCCUGGAGAAGAUGUCAGAGGCGGAAGAAGCCUGGCACAGACAGCGAAGGAGACACCUACACAAUGAGUCGUGCGGAGAAGGACCAGCGUCGAUUUGAAGCAGUUAGGGAAAGGCUAAGGGCCUGGGGAGAGAGAAGCACCUUUCACGGGGUGGAUGUGCUCAUGGAGACGCCGGCUGAUUGGCGUCGAGUUUUUGUCUUUGUUCUCUUAUGCAUCAUGACUGCGUUGUGUUGGAUCUGCUGUGGGAAGAUGGUCCUCGGAUUCCUCAAUAUGUCUGUAACUACUGUCAUUGAUAGGGACAUGAAGGAGUUUCGCUUCCCCGCUAUCACUGUUUGUCCUGAUAGUCCCUUCACCAUGGCCCAACUAGAAGCUGAAGGAGGCGCAUUUCAAGAGUACAAGAAGUUGGCUAGCCUAUGGAUGAAGGAAUCCCCGAACACCUCGACCCUGGAUCCCCAAAAGUGGCCCCAAUACGAGGGUCAAUGGCGUCAGCGCAGCAAGUACUCCUUCUUUCGCACAUACAUAAAAACUUCCAGCCUGCAUGUACCCUGGGAGCGCUACUUCGUGGCCUGUCAGUACAAUGGCCUUUCCUGUCCAGAGCUCCCCGUGAAUGGUGUCAGCGUAGAACUCGUAGGGAUGGGUGGAGGUGAUAACAGAGAGGCGGAUGCGGGUAAGAAUGGUGUCUACGUGGGGAACUCGCACUGGACUCUCGACCCCGGUCGCAUCUAUGGGUACAAAGACGUAAGGGGAAAUAUUACGGAAAGACUAAAAGCUGCCACAAGUAUUGCCAAUCAAACGAUCUGGCCGAAGGAGUCACCUGUUAGAAUAGUCACCACGGCGAAGUACCAAUGCUUUCAAAUUCGUAUGAAAAUGACGAGUGUCAAGAGGUCCGGUUCCAGAGCCGGCCUUCAUCUUAUACUCAAGAGACCCUAUCAACAAGAACAGACCCACCCUGCACUUCUUUAUGCGGACGCAGACGCUAGCAUCUACCAGGGCUGGGAUGAUCACCAAGGCGCAGCGAACUCGGAGGACGCGGUCGUAGCCACGGAAAUGGACGGGUUCCAGGUGCUGCUACACGACGUCGCCGAGAACGACCAGCCUGUUCUCUCCGCAGCCGAUGUUGCCUCCAUUGGCGAUGCACACUCAGUAGUGCGUACAUCGGUGCGUUUCGGACAGCAUCUUGUCGUCACUGUCAAUCAGUUUAUCCUCGAUCGCCUAGACACAUAUUUUCGACCUUGCAAGAAAAAUAUCCAUCCCAUCUUCUACCUCGACGUGGAGAUCUUUGUAAAGGAGCAAAAACGACGCGCCAUUUCAGUGGAGUACACGCGGCGCAACUGUGUGGCGGCACUGCGACAGUCGGUGAUGCAGCGGCGCUGUGGCUGCCUCUCGGAGAGUUCUAUGGUGCCCCUCUACCUUGUCAAUCACCUUGCUACCCAGGGUUUCUGCCAUGACGAUGGUCGUGACAACAUUUCCGCCGCUGUAGCCUGUCACGAUGAUGUUAUGCGCAUGUCGGAUGAGGAGAUAUUGGAAGCCUCCAUUCCCAAACGCUGGUACCGCGUGGUUCUGGUGAAGCUCAAGCCUCAUACUCGCCACUUUUGGCUGUGUCCACAGCCCUGUGUAGAGCGUGUUAACGAGAUCUCCCACCAGCAGGUGCUGGCACUUGAGGAGGGUUUACCGAGAGAACUGUUGGAAAGAAUCAGCAGUCCAAACGGCACCAAUACUUCAACCAAGGCCAGCGUGUCGUCUAAAGCUAGUGGAGGAUUGGCCAAAACCGAUUAUCUGGUAAUAAGCGUAGCGGCGGAGAACUCCCGCGUUGCAAUUCACUCUGAAGGCGAAUCGGCCUCCUUUUUCAACCUCCUUGCCGCCCUCGGAGGAAUCUUUGGUCUCUUCCUCGGUCUCUCCGGCGUCACUAUGUUUGAGGUCCUUGAAUCCUACUGCAUCCUCCUUUCCCAGGGCUUCGGUACCUUCCGUCACGCCGCAAAAGUAGGCGUCAGUUUUGGAAAAAAGAUUUUCGCCCGAGAGAAAAGUCCUGAAUUCGAUGACGAUGAGGGAGGUGUGACAAUGGCUAAGUCCCCGCCACCUCCUCCUGCCUUAAAAGAACCUGAAAUCUGCACUGAUUGGGAUGCGGCAGUGCGCAAAGCCACCGAGGAGAUACAGGAGUACCUGAGUCGCCGUGAUGUGGGCGAUCAGAGGCCAGACUUGGUCCUACCCGCCUACAGAUGCGUUAAGAACGCCGAGGGGAAGUGGGACUGCAACUUUGUCGGUUCAUCCGCCCCUGGAAGUUGCCUGUACCCAGUGAAUUCACGUCCCCUCCCCACUGCAGCGGGCCGCGCCUCUGCUGUCAUAACUGCUUUACCCUCUGUCUCCUCUUCACCCUCUUCAAAGGCCUGUCCACGUCCGUGA